AACACAGAGGAAACAGGAACACACUGGGCAGUUUUUAACCAGAAGAGAGCAGGAGUGAAGAAAAUUCUCCAGGACAGGACAGCACCGGGGAUUCCUCACUGCAGAGGCCGGGACCGGAGCUCCGAGCGCCGGGGAGAGACGCACACACACGGCCCGGUGAAUCUCUCUCGGGGGUUUGUUUGCUCGGAGCCCGACAGACAGAGACUGACACAGGAGGGAGAAGCUGGGAGACAGAUGGAAAGAUGGAGACCCCAGUGUGAAUAGCUAACUCUGCUAAGUUAAACAAGAAGCUAAGCUACGUCCAGGAACCAUGGCGGAGAGGUUCAGUUUAUCAGCCAACAGGCGCCUCAUCGCCGGCCUGCUGGUUAACCUGCUGUCCUCCAUCUGCAUCGUCUUCAUCAACAAGUGGAUCUACGUACACUACGGCUUCCCCAACAUGACCUUGACCCUCGUUCACUUUGUGGUCACCUGGUUGGGACUCUACAUCUGCCAAAAGAUGGACAUUUUCUCUCCAAAAAGCCUCCCGGUUCGCAGGAUCGUGUGGUUGGCUCUGAGCUUCUGUGGGUUCGUGGCCUUCACCAACCUUUCGCUGCAGAACAACUCGAUAGGAACGUACCAGCUGGCGAAAGCCAUGACCACACCCGUCAUCAUCCUCAUCCAGACCACCUACUACAAGAAGACCUUCUCCACCAAGAUUAAACUGACUCUGGUGCCCAUAACAUUAGGAGUGAUAUUGAACUCGUACUAUGACGUGCGGUUCAACGUGCUGGGGACGGUGUUCGCGUCGCUCGGUGUCCUGGUGACAUCUCUGUACCAAGUGUGGGUGGGAGCUAAACAACAUGAGCUCCAGGUGAACUCCAUGCAGCUUCUGUACUAUCAGGCUCCUCUGUCAUCAGGCUUCCUGCUCUGCAUUGUUCCUCUGUUUGAGCCGCUGACCGGAGACGGAGGAAUAUUUGGAUCCUGGUCUCUGCCUGCUCUGGUGACGGUUCUCUUCUCAGGCGUGGUGGCGUUCCUGGUCAACCUGUCCAUCUACUGGAUCAUCGGAAACACCUCAGCUGUCACCUACAACAUGUUUGGUCACUUUAAAUUCUGCAUCACUCUGAUUGGAGGAUACCUGAUCUUCCAGGACCCAUUGUCACUCAACCAGGCUUUGGGGAUCCUUUGUACUCUGGCAGGUAUUCUGUCUUACACUCACAUCAAACUGGCUGAACAGGAGGAGGGGAAGAGCCGCCUGGCCCAGAGACCGUAGGCUGACUCACCUGUCAAUCAACUGCAUGGACUGCCUACAGCGUGACCGGCUGCAGAGAUCUCUUUAUAUAUACAUUUUAUUUUAUUAUAAGUAUUUUUUUAGCAGAGUAAAAGACUUUCAUCGUGAUUUCCUGAAAGGAUUUAAGUGGGUACGACACAACAAGACAUCCUCUGCUCGUCAUGCUCUUCCCUCGCUCCUUUGCUCAUCAACACUGAUGAUUUACGUUUUUAAGGGAAACUGAAGUUCAUUAAAUCUGGCAGCUCGACUUUAAGCUCAGCCACUGAAGGGAAAACGAGAAGCUGUCUUAACUUCAUGAAACUAAAAACCAGAAGCAUCAGACGAGACAUCUUUUUUUUGUUUACACGAUUUUAAAGCAGAUAAAACAUGCGCAACUUUUUUUUGUUCAAACAGCUUUUAGACAAGACGGAUGAAGGAGGUCACAUUCAGCAUCGUUUCUUCCCAUAAUUCCCUGCUGCUGUUUGUGUCUUGCUGUCGACGGGGACUGGAUGACAGUUGAGUAAUCGAUCAAAAGGAGACUGCAGGUUAAAGGAGCGGCGUUAAAGGACUAUGAUGGAGCGUCUCAACGGCUACAGUCAUGUUUUAUUGAGAUAGGCAACAAAACCUCAUUUGCUGUUGGAGGCAGACAAUGAAAACACUAUAUUAAUAGUAAUGACAUUAGUAAAAUAACGAUAGUAAUAUUUCCUGCUAGUUCUGUCCGUCCAGCAGAAAAGAAUGGCAGCUCAAACCCACUCCCAAAACCAAAUGUUUCUACAUAAUACAUCAUCUUUCAUGUGUUUCUGCUCUUUGACGCUCAGACUGCACUGUUUGUUGGAAAAUGUCCAGAUUUAUGACAGUAGACAUGAAGGUAGAAUCUAUCGAGGCUGUUGGAUUUGUUGAAGAAACUUUAGCUUAAAUCAAAUCAGAUCAGAUCUAUAAAGGCUUUGUCAAUGUGUUUGCUUUAAAGUGACAGUGAAAUUAGACGGCAGUGGAAUUAAUGUUAAUUACCAAAUAAUUAAGGUAACUUAAUCUUUAAUAACCUCUUGGCUGCAUCAUUCAAAACAUCCAAACACAGAAAAUAAUGCAAUACAAACAACUUUAUUAAUCCCACUAGGGGCAAUUUGUUUGGAGCACACAACACGAUAACGCACAAACAAACAAAUUAGUAAUAUAAUAAAUAACACACAAGAGGAAUUU
This is a messenger RNA of Thunnus maccoyii (southern bluefin tuna), 2443 nucleotides long. RefSeq names its product solute carrier family 35 member E3 (gene slc35e3). Gene Ontology annotation, cellular component: Golgi apparatus. Lineage: Eukaryota; Metazoa; Chordata; Actinopteri; Scombriformes; Scombridae. Bases 311 to 1249 code for a protein of 312 amino acids. The record is from RefSeq and is a predicted model, not a curated record. The transcript is spliced from 8 exons. Gene Ontology annotation, molecular function: antiporter activity; nucleotide-sugar transmembrane transporter activity.